AUGGCAUACAGCGAAUUUCAUACUGCCGACUCCUUUGAUUGCGUGCCCGCUGCCUUUAACACCGACGGCACUGCGCUCUACGAUGGAGAAUACAACGGCCUUUUACGGACAAUCAUUAAACGCAAUGAUAUGGACAAACUGAAACAAUAUGUACUCGGUUUCUCCAGGCGUUUUCUGUCGUGUCCAGCGGAACUCACAUGGUGCGAUCCAUUCUGGAUGGCUGCAUCAUACGGAAGCACCGAUGCUCUCCGUUUCCUCCUAGAACAAUAUAACGCCGUCCAAGCAGACAAAACGCCUCUCAACCAGCGAGGAUUUUCUCUACUACAUGCGGCAUGUCGUACGGCGAAUGUUGAUGUAGCACGAUUCUUUUUGGACAGCCAACCUCCUCUUGGAACAAUAAGUGCUAGAGACGAAGAAAACGAAACCCCACUUCUGUCUGCCGCAUCUUCGCUAAUUAAUCUGGGUUUUGGGGACGCGAGCAAUGGAAACGCGGAUGAUGGGGCUGAUGUAUACAAAUGGAAUAUUGAUCGUAUAUCCCGCGCCGAGGAGUUCAUAAACCUGCUUCUCGACAGGGGCGCUUGCGCUCAGGACAGCAGAUUUCCGAAUAACGACGAUGACAUGAAGUCUCAGCCACUUGAAACCGUUCUUGGAAUGGCUAUUUCCCGAGGAAGCUAUGCCUUGGUCAAACGACUCCUUGAUCAAGGUGCUGAUCCAUACAUUAAGCACCACUUUGACUACAAUAUUGUUAUGCGCUUUGGGCACCACCAUGACUCAUUCAAGGACGUCAACGUGCUUCAUAUGGCUGCCUUGUACUGGAAUGCAGAGGGAAUCAAAGCCCUGAUUGAUCACCAUACUAACAGCUACACCGACCUGAUUUUCUCCCGCGACAGCAAUGGCCACCUUCCACUGCAUUAUGCAGCUGUAACACAAAGUUUCAGCGAGUGCACAAGGCCUGACAUCAGCUCACGACUUGUUGAUACAUUCAGGUUGCUUCUCGGUGGCAAUCCCGGUGCCAUAAAUGCUCAGAAUGAACAGGGUUUGACGCCCCUAUACUAUACGGUUAAAACCCACGGAACUUGCAACGGAACUAUGCACCUCGAGCUCGCUGUCAGGGUUUUGCUAGAACAUGGUGCUGAUGCUGCUAUCUCGGACAGUGAUGGCCGAAACACGCUACAUUUGUUAGCUUUUAGCGGUGCUGGGCCUAUCAGCAUCGUUUUGCUUGAUUUGCUGAUAGCUCAUGGUGCCAAUACUAACUAUGCUGAUAAAGAUGGAAACACCCCUCUUCACAUUAUGGCUAUGAAUCUACGACAGGCGCACGCCGUUAGAUUUCUAUGCAGCAGAGGUGCUGACAUCUCUGUUAUAAAUACUAAUGGUGAUACGGUCUUUCAUAAAGCGGCAGAAGGUAUUUUUUUGCCGCAUAGGAAUCUGGAAGGGAAGUAUGGGGGAGUCACAGUUGCGGGAAAAAUUUCAGCACAGGAUGAGAUGAUGGCUGUUCUACAGACAGCUUCUGGUGGAGAUGAAAUGAUGAAUCAACCAAAUAACGCUGGCAAGACACCGCGAGACCUGCAAGCAGAGACAAGGAGCAGGUGGCAGGCACCAAAAAGAGGAGCGUUCCGUGGGAGAGGAAGGGGUUAUACAAGGGGUUAA
Molecule: messenger RNA, 1647 nt
Organism: Talaromyces rugulosus
Lineage: Eukaryota; Fungi; Ascomycota; Eurotiomycetes; Eurotiales; Trichocomaceae
Exons: 1
Coding region: 1-1647 (548 amino acids)
Biological process (GO): protein localization to ciliary inversin compartment
Cellular component (GO): ciliary inversin compartment
Molecular function (GO): protein binding
Source: RefSeq, a predicted model, not a curated record